Messenger RNA from Vitrella brassicaformis, 1238 nucleotides. The record is from the annotation of a GenBank genome assembly. Lineage: Eukaryota; Vitrellaceae.
AUGGCGGCGCUCAAAGCAGACAUGACCAUGUUCAAACAGUCACUCGACAACCUGCAGGUCGAUGAGACACAGACACAACAGACGCAGACGUGGAGGAUUCAUUUCUUUCCGUGUUCCCGCAGGCUGAGAUCAUCCGCGGGCGGCAGAGGCAGUGGCAGCAGAAGAAGCUUGCCAACGUGCCCAAGUGUCUGCCACGUAAAUAACAGACAAACAAACAUCCACGCAACAACGAGUGCCAUUUGGUCUGUUCCUGAAUGCAGAGAUUCCAGCGCAUGGUCCAUCGCGUGAGGACGAGAGACGGCCCACCCGCAUUGUGCCUGAGGUGCCACUAGUCGCCAGUAACAACCAGCCCAGCAACAAUCCGACCAAGAAACGCAGACUGCUGCUGCUGCCCAUGACAAGCAGGAGGAGCCCUCGCCAGCCCUCACACAAAGACAAUGCACGUGCCGCCGCACUCUCGUCCAAGAGCAGACGCUCUUACAGCGAGGUAUGCAGGACAUACACAGCAAAUGUCUCGCUUGUCGAUGGAUGCUUGAUGUAUGUAAUUACACAGGUGUCGUCUUUGGUGUCUGGUGUCUCUGGCUCCAAACUCAGCAGCGGCAAAGGAUCGCAGAAGAGACGUACAAUAAUCCACUCGACGUGUCUGUGUGUGUGAUUGCUCCUUCUAUGUGUUGGUUUGUGUCAGGUCAUCGCAAGGUCCGGGAGCUUGUGUUGCACUGUGCACAGGACGGCGGCAGGACCGAGACCCACCCUGUGUUUGAUGAACUCGAGUGUGGCCUCUUCAAGGAAGAGGACGAACAGGUAUACAUCCGAACAUACAGCGAGACUCAGAUGGAUGUACGAGUGUCUUCUCUACUGGUUUUGUGCUAUCUCUGUGUCCAAUCAGGAGUUCUUGUGUCUGCGUGCGUCAAAUGAGAAGAGCGGCCACAUGCCAAACGAUGACGACCAGCUCACUCAGCAAGACGUACCAUGCCAGCUACACCAGCCAUACCAUGCGAUUCUCCUCCUCUCCCUCUUACUUCUCUGUGUGUGUAUGUUCUAGUCGCUGGAAUGGGCACAGCAGAUGAUCCACAAGUAUCUCCAGCAGUUGCCGACACUGCUACGAGAGCAGGUGGACGAGCACGACCUCAUCCACGGCGGGGCGCAGGCAAAUCGCACUGAGAGUGUGAGAGAGAUGCUUGUGCCUCUGUGGCUCAAGGAAAGGCAUUCGUGCACAAAGUGAUGACUGAUUGACGGCU